AAAUCGGAAGAUUUGUUGUCUCUGCACAUGUCCGUUCCGUUCGUCGAUUUGGGGAUUAGGGUUUCGGCGUCUCCCAUUUGAAUCGAAACCAACAGGCAUGGGGCGAUUGUACAUACAGCACCUGAGCGGAGAGAAGAUAUUCAAGUGCAGGUUCUGCAGGGUGGACUCGGCGUCCCACGACGACAUCUCUUCCAACGAAUUCCGCGGCCGAUACGGCCUCGCGUACCUCAUGACAAGAGUGGUAAACAUCUCCAUUGGACCCGAGGAACAACGUCAUUUAUCUAGCGGAUUACAUACCGUGAAUGAUAUUUAUUGUAGCUCUUGCCAACAGUUACUGGGAUGGAGAUAUGAGAAAGCUUAUGAAGAAAGUGAAAAAUAUAAAGAAGGAAUGUAUGUUCUGGAGAAAGAACGCACGUUGAGGGACGGUUGGUGAUCAAUAGUACAAUUACAACCAUUAUUGCUGGAACAGGAAGACAAAGUAAUGCAGCAACAUGCUUCUUUCAUGGUCGAGGAUGGCCAUCUUUGUGAAGCGUAUAUUAUUUUUGGGUCGAUAGUAAGGUAUAUCGUGGAUUCAGUUUGCCGAACUUCUGCAGAGGCUUUAUGGAACCCUGCUGUGACAAGUUCAACUGAUUUUGCCUUUAGUUUCUAGGAUGAAACUCUAGCAGAGAAAUUACAAUUGUGGCAAAAAAACGUCGAUAUAGCUUAGGGAUCAUACGUUAAGCUGGCAAAAUGGUCUGUCUAGUGGCAAUUUGUAUAUGUUGCAUGGACAGUUUUGUGUAUGAUAAUUAUGAUGCUAUAAGAGUGACUAUAUUUCCUCUUUAAAGACAGGACUACACAAGUUCCUGCAGAUUCUUACAUGAA
This is a messenger RNA of Syzygium oleosum, 861 nucleotides long. Its product is annotated as putative yippee-like protein Os10g0369500. NCBI's taxonomy places the organism in Eukaryota, Viridiplantae, Streptophyta, Magnoliopsida, Myrtales, Myrtaceae. The coding region runs from base 98 to 433 and encodes 111 amino acids. The record is from RefSeq and is a predicted model, not a curated record. The transcript is spliced from 3 exons.